Arachis stenosperma is the source of this 1308-nucleotide messenger RNA. RefSeq lists its product as uncharacterized. The record is from RefSeq and is a predicted model, not a curated record. NCBI's taxonomy places the organism in Eukaryota, Viridiplantae, Streptophyta, Magnoliopsida, Fabales, Fabaceae. Bases 1 to 1308 code for a protein of 435 amino acids. The transcript is spliced from 3 exons.
AUGAAACUUGAGAAUGAAGGUGGCGAUGCUUUUGCUAAAAAGAAUUAUCAAAUUCACUUGACAGCCACAAUUGAUUGUAUUAGAUUUCUUUUGCGACAAGGAUUGGUCUUUCGUGGUAAUGAUGAGACAGAUGAUUCUGUUAAUCAAGGAAAUUUUUUGGAACUUCUAAAUUUUCUUGCACAAUAUAAUGAAGAGAUUGAUCAUGCUUUUAAAAAUGCUCGUGGGAAUCUUAAACUAAGAGCUCUCUCAAUUCAAAAAGAUAUUGUAAGAGCGGCUGCAAGUGAAACGACAAAAGCUAUUGUAAAUGAUCUUGGUGAUGAAUUGUUUGCUAUUUUGGUUGAUGAAGCUCGCGAUAUUUCUAUUAAGGAGCAAAUGUCAGUUUGUUUAAGGUAUGUGAAUAAAAAAGGGCAAGUUAGAGAGCAUUUUCUUGGUCUUGUUCAUGUUUCUAAUACUAAUGCUUUAUCUCUAAAAUUAGCAUUGGAGUCAUUAUUAGAAACAUAUAAUUUAAGUUUAUCAAGAGUACGUGGCCAAGGAUAUGAUGGUGCAAGUAAUAUGCAAGGAGAAUUUAAUGGUUUGAAAACUUUGAUAUUGAAAGAAAAUUCUUAUUCUUUCUAUGUACAUUGCUUUGCCCACCAACUUCAGUUAGCUCUUGUAACGGUUGCAAAAAAACAAGUUAAAAUUGCUUUGCUUUUUAAUUUGUUAACCAAUUUGUGCAAUGUUGUUGGAGCUUCAUGUAAACGAAGAGAUAUGCUUCGUGAUAGUCAAAUGACUAAGACAAUUGAAGCAUUACAAAGUGGAGAAAUUUCUAGUGGACGUGGUUUGAAUCAAGAAAUAGCUUUGAAAAGAGCUGGAGAUACUAGAUGGGGUUCACACUAUGGAACUAUACUUCGAUUAAUUUCUUUGUUUCCUUCUGUGGUCAAUGUUCUUGAAUAUGUUGAGGAAGAUGGAAAUAAUUCAGAACAAAGAGCUGAAGCAUUGUCUAAGCAACGGUUGCAAACUAUAAGAGAUGAUGGUUGGUCUCUUUUACUUGAUGAAGUCUCAUUAUUUUGUGACAAACAUAAUAUUACUGUUCCAAAAAUGGAUGAUAUAUUUGUGUCACAAGGAAAAUCAAGACGUAAAGCUCAAAAGAUCUCAAAUUUGCAUCAUUUUCAAGUUGAGAUAUUCUAUCAAGUAGUUGAUAGACAACUUCAAGAACUCAACAACCGUUUUACAGAGGUGAAUAUCGAAUUGCUUCUUUGUAUAGCUUGUCUGAAUCCAAGACACUCAUUUCUUGCAUUUGAUAAGGAGAAGUUGAUCCAGUUAGCUUAA